This is a messenger RNA of Plasmodium falciparum 3D7, 984 nucleotides long. Its product is annotated as rifin. The transcript is spliced from 2 exons. The record is from RefSeq and is a predicted model, not a curated record. The coding region runs from base 1 to 984 and encodes 327 amino acids. Lineage: Eukaryota; Apicomplexa; Aconoidasida; Haemosporida; Plasmodiidae.
AUGAAAGUCCAUUAUAUUAAUAUAUUAUUGUUUGCUCUUCCAUUAAAUAUAUUGAUAUAUAAUCAAAGGAACCAUAAAAGCACCACACAUCAUACAUUAAAAAUACCAAUCACUAGAUUAUUAUGCGAAUGCGAAUUAUAUGCACCUACGAACUAUGAUAGUGAUCCCGAAAUGAAAAGGGUAAUGCAACAAUUUGUGGAUCGUACAACACAACGAUUUCACGAAUAUGACAACCGUAUGAAAGAUAAACGCCAAAAAUGUAAAGAUAAAUGCGAUAAGGAAAUCCAAAAAAUUAUUUUAAAAGAUAAAUUGGAAAAAGAAUUAAUGGACAAAUUUGCCACAUUACAAACUGAUAUACAAAAUGAUGCUAUUCCCACAUGUGUUUGCGAAAAGUCGUUAGCAGAUAAAGUGGAAAAAGUUUGUUUCAGAUGUGGAGGUUUAUUGGGAGGUGGUAUUGCCCCCGGUUGGGGUUUGGUCAGCGGUUUAGGUUAUGUAGGAUGGACAAAUUAUGUUACACAAACGGCUCUGCAAAAGGGUAUUGAGGCUGUCAUUUCAUAUUUAGAACAAAUACCUGGUAUAAAGGGAUUACCUGGUUUUAAUUUGGCAAAUAUUGUUAAUCCAAACAAUUAUUCAUCAGGUGGCUUGCUUACUACAGCUAUAGAUGCGGCAGCUAGACCAAUAUGUUCUGUUAAUCAUAGUAAAACUCCUGCAUUUUGUAGUUAUGCAACCCAAAAUGGGGGAAGUAUAAUUGCCAAGGUAUCAGUUGAUGCAGAAAAUGCUGCCAACGCUGGUAUAGAUGCAGCCUCUGCUGAAGCUGCUAAUUUGGCACCAAAAACUCUUACGUUAACAAAUACUAUAAUUGUCUCCUUUGUUGCUAUAGUAGUUAUAGUUUUGGUUAUGUUGAUAAUAUAUUUUAUUUUACAUUAUCGAAGAAAAAAGAAAAUGAAGAAAAAACUCCAAUAUAUAAAAUUGUUAAAAGAAUAG